This is a messenger RNA of Somion occarium, 2774 nucleotides long. Lineage: Eukaryota; Fungi; Basidiomycota; Agaricomycetes; Polyporales; Cerrenaceae. The record is from the annotation of a GenBank genome assembly.
GUGAAGAGAAGCAGAAGACUAGACGAACAUUCUUAAGAGAGCCAUGAGCGUUGUAAAAGCGAGCCUAUCUUUCGUCGACUUCGUCGUCGUUGAAGGCAAGACAUGGCCUCGGGACUUCCCGCUGCCAGUGUCGCAAACCACGAACCAUCACCCUUCUCAGACUCAGAGGUCUCUUUUCAUGGCGGUCUCUUUCAUUCCGGCAACAACAACGUCGUUGAUAAUGGUGGUCGUGUCCCAGCGACACCCAGCACUGCUGACGAGCAAAUAGAGCUGAAUAGAGACCUACUCGUGCCUCCCGACGCCACUCAUUUCAGCUCGGAUUGGACACCUUCCAUUCAGGACAGCGCUCAUAAUUCAUAUCUGGCUUCUACGCCAUACACGGUCGAUCCUUCUCGUCUCUUCUUAAUUAGUGGCCAACCCAGCGACACUGCUUCUCGAACUUUGUUCGAUCCCGACGAGAAAGAGGCUGCAAGGGUUGAAGUGAGAGGAAAAGGCUUUAUUACUUCGACUUCAGGCUUUAAAAGCCCUCGUCGAAGAGUAUGGUGGAUUCUAGCUUUAAUCGUUACUCUCAUCAUCGUGAUACUGGCUGUAGUCUUGCCCAUCAUCUUCGUGGUUGUGAAAAAGCAUCACACCUCGUCUGGCGGUGCUAGUACUGGUGAUUCUACCAACCCUGAAUCGCCCGCAGGGGACAUUACAGGUGGUGAUGGUUCCAUCAUUAAGACGGCAGACGGCACUACAUUCACUUACAAAAAUUCAUUUGGUGGAUUCUGGAUUGAUGAUCCUAAGGAUCCUUACAACUCCGGCGCACGAGCACAGUCUUUUGUUCCUGCUUUGAACGAGACGUGGGACUACACUCGUGACCAAAUCCGUGGCGUGAACCUUGGUGGAUGGCUCGUACUGGAGCCAUUCAUCGUUCCAGCGUUGUUUGAGAAGUACCAAAAUGUUACACCAAAUCCUGCCAUUCCCGGCGGUCAGGCUGUAGACGAGUGGACGCUGAGCGUCGCUAUGACUAACGAUACCAACACCGGUGGUGGCUUGGACCAAUUAGAGGAGCACUACAGAACCUUCAUCACUGAACAAGAUUUUGCCCAAAUCGCCGGGGCUGGUUUGAACUGGGUCCGGCUUCCUGUCCCUUACUGGGCGAUAGAGACAUGGCCGGGCGAACCGUUCCUCGCAAAGACAGCGUGGAAGUAUGUUCUACUCGCGCUCCAGUGGGCGCGAAAGUAUGGCUUGAGGGUGUACCUUGAACUUCAUACUGCUCCCGGAAGUCAGAACGGAUACAACCAUUCAGGUCGGCUAGGACCGAUCAACUUCUUGAAUGGACCUAUGGGCAUUGCCAAUGCUCAGCGUGUCAUGGACUAUAUCCGUGUGUUGGCCGAGUUCAUCAGCCAAGACCAGUACAAGGAUGUUGUGCAGAUGUUCGGUGUUAUUAACGAACCUCUUAUGGGUAUCAUUGGCCGUGACCAGCUAGAACGAUUUUACCUUCAGAGCUAUGACAUGCUUCGGAACAUUACCGGAAUAGGUUCCGGCGCGUAUAUGGUGGUUCACGACGGCUUCCUGGGUCUAACUCCUUGGAAGGAUUUCUUACCUGGUUCCGAUCGUAUCGUUCUGGACACCCAUCCAUAUGUUGCAUUUGGUGGCGGUCUCGACCAACCUCUGGAUCAUUGGCCAACUGCCGCUUGCGGUGCCUUCCAAGUCAACCAAUCUAACUUCGACUUUGGUAUUACAAUCACCGGCGAGUUCAGUGCAGCUAUCAAUGAUUGUGGGUUAUGGAUCAAAGGAGCUGGUACUGCUCCAAGCUUCCCAGACUGUACACAGUGGGACGACUGGGAGAACUGGACACAAGAUAUGAAUGAUGGGAUCAAGCAGUUCGUCCUAGCUAGUAUGGACUCUAUGCAUUUCCCUGGUUACUUCUUCUGGACAUGGAAGGUUGGCAAUUCUUCAGUUACAGGCAAGGUAGAAAGUCCCUUCUGGUCAUACCAGUUAGGGUUGGAGAACGGCUGGAUUCCGACCGACCCAAGGGAAGCUGUCGGCAUAUGCGACCAACUUGGCGUAAAAUUCACCUUGCCGUUCACUACGUCAUAUCAACCGUGGCAAACAGGAGGCGCGGGUGCAGGUCAGAUUGCAGCUACAGCAAUAGCCUCGCUCGCUCAAUACCCACCUCCAGCCAUUUCCAACGCAAACGGAGCCGAUCCCGCUCUCCUUCCACAAUAUACAGCUAUCAGUCCGAUCCCGACGUUGCCUGUUCCGACUUUCAGUGCAGCUACAACUAGUGGUGGGGAUGGUUGGGCGGAUCCUGAAGAUACUGCCUUAGCUGCAGCCCCAGUCGAAGGAUGCGUAUACCCUGAUGCGUGGAACGCUCCCGCUGAGUCUAACUCGUUCCUUUGCGGUGCAGCUGCGAUGCCCACGGCUACGCCGCCACCACCUGCUCGACGUACCCUUGCUUGAUUUAUGAAUGAUCUACUUUGACGCUUUUGGAUGAUGCUUCAUGUUCACGACCUUGAACCUGCUUUGUGCUUUUGCUUUGUUUAUCUUUCGUGCACACUUUUUAUUGGGGACACUUCACGUCUGGUUUGCAUUCCCAUUUUAGACGGAUGGGCAAUUCAAAACUUAUACCAUCCUGGUGUAUUCUUAUGGACCGAACUGGGUAUUGUAGUUAUUCUUGUAACUUGCAAAACAUGAAAUAAACAACGACGGACGCUCAAUAUCCUCGUAUUGCCUGGAAGUUUGCAAUAUCGUAGUGCCGGGCCGAAUACAUGACUUCUCUACUCUGU